Messenger RNA from Protopolystoma xenopodis, 1020 nucleotides. The record is from the annotation of a GenBank genome assembly. NCBI's taxonomy places the organism in Eukaryota, Metazoa, Platyhelminthes, Monogenea, Polystomatidea, Polystomatidae.
AUGGUUGAACCUUGCUUUUCAGUCGAAAUAAAUCAUACUAUUGGAGACAAUUACCUUAAGAUAUUUCAAGAGGCACGCGUCUGUAUUGAGAAGUGUCACCUUCCUACUCCUGGCCUUAGUCCUGAAUCAAUUCGAUCCACUCUUUCUCCUCCACUCUUAUCUUCAUCUUCUCAGAACUUAUCAGGAUUUGAUAUCUGCAACAAUUCUGUUGUCGAAAGUAAAGAACAUCACAAGCAUUCAUUACUCUCAAAGGAUUCUCUCCCGAAAUCACCACUUCAGAUUUCAGAAAAACACUUCAAGCGAACAUGGGACAAUUCUCAUUCGAACCCUGCUUUCCCCUCGGUUUCCACUUCACAAACUUGUUUAAAUCAUAGUCCAGUUUCCUUACCUGCCCCUUCAUUUGAAGCAAAAGCUACCACUUUGUCAAUCGAAACAAGCCUUCCGAACACUACUCUCGAGACAGACCGCCAAUCGCUUCAGGGCCUCGUCUUCAUGCCGAAGAGACAGAGACGAACUUCCGAUUCUUCUACGGACACUGUGGUUUCAAUUUCAACAUCGUCCGCUUCCUCUGGCAGUGUUGUCUGGGUUCCAGUCACUCGAUCUGAUUUGGUUAAUCAACAGAGCCUUACUAAAAUUGACUCUAGUAACAGUCAUCAAGAGGCAAAUGACGAGGCCAGACGUGAAAAAAGAAGGAAGAAAAGAAAGGAGCGUAAAAUGCGCAGAAAGACUAAGAAAUUAAAACGAUUAAGGAGGAUGAUGAUGCAAAAGCCAUUCGAUCCGGUCUCUCUUUCGCAUGUUGCUUGUCACCCUAAUGUAUAUUUAGAAUUAAAGACUAGAAAGCCAUUAAAAUUGAAUAGUCUGGAACAAGAAAGGCAUCGGUCUAGCUCAAAGCUUGAUCGUGUAAAGAAGAAAAAGAAAAAGCCAGUUGAUCCUCUCAACCACAAUUCUUCUAUCUACUUCCAUACCUCGACUUAUAAUUUCCCCCAAAUGGCUCACGCAAGAUCCCGUGCUCCUUACUGA